Myotis daubentonii (Daubenton's bat) is the source of this 2878-nucleotide messenger RNA. Its product is annotated as keratin, type I cuticular Ha7-like. Gene Ontology annotation, molecular function: structural molecule activity. The record is from RefSeq and is a predicted model, not a curated record. Lineage: Eukaryota; Metazoa; Chordata; Mammalia; Chiroptera; Vespertilionidae. Gene Ontology annotation, biological process: intermediate filament organization; epithelial cell differentiation. Gene Ontology annotation, cellular component: cytoskeleton.
AUGACUUCCUUCUACAUGACCUCAAGCCAGCCUCUGGGCAGCACCCAGAAUCCUGGAGAAAGAAAUGUCUGCCCCUCCUCCGCUGAUAUUGGGUACCACCCUGGCUUAGAGGAAAAGGUUGCCUGCCAGGGCCUCCUGGCCAGCCUGGCACAUGUCAACCGAGUUCGAGUGGGGACCACCCCACUGGGCCGACCCAAUCUCUGUCUGCCCAACAGCUGCCACAAUGCUUGCCCCUUGCCAGGAACCCGCAACAUUCCUGCCAACAUCGGAAGCUGUGGGGCCUACGGUGAAGGCACCCUGAACGGCCAUGAAAAGGUGACCAUGCAGUUCCUGAACGACCGCCUGGCCAACUACCUGCAGAAGGUGCGGCAGCUGGAGCAGGAGAACGCGGAGCUGGAGACCAAGAUCCGAGAGUGGAGCAAAUGCCAUGAGACCACCAUGUGCCCCAACUACCAGUGCUACUUCCAGACCAUCGAGGAGCUCCAGCAGAAGAUCCUGUGCAGCAAAGCUGAGAAUGCCAGGCUGGUUAGCCAGAUUGACAACGCCAAGCUGGCUGCCGAUGACUUUAGGAUCAAGCAUGAGAGUGAGCACUCCCUGCGCCUGCUGGUGGAGGCGGACAUGUGUGGGAUGCACAAGCUCCUGGAUGACCUGAGCCUGGCCAAGGCCGACCUGGAGGCCCAGCAGGAGUCCCUGAAGGAGGAGCAGCUCUGCCUCAAGAGCAACCACGAGAAGGAAGUGAACAUUCUGAAGUGCCAGCUGGGAGACAGGCUCCGGAUUGAGCUGGACACGGAGCCCACCGUGGACCUGAGCAGGGUGCUGGAGGAGAUGCGGUGCCAGUAUGAGACCAUGGUGGAGACCAACCGGCGUGACGUGGAGCAGUGGUUCGAAGCUCAGUCUGAAGGCAUCAGCCUGCAGGCCUCGUCCUGCUCUGAGGAGCUGCAGUGCUGCCAGUCGGAGAUCCUGGAGCUGAGAUGCACGGUGAACGCCCUGGAGGUGGAGCGCCAAGCCCAGCACCAGCUGAAAGACUGUCUGCAGAACUCCCUGUGCGAGGCCGAGGCCCGCUUUGGCACCGAGCUGGCCCAGAUGCAGUGCCUGAUCAGCACCGUGGAGGAGCAGCUGGCCGAGAUCCGGGCUGACCUGGAGCGGCAGAACCAGGAGUACCAGGUGCUGCUGGACACAAAGGCCCGGCUGGAGUGUGAGAUCAACACGUACCGGAACCUUCUGGAGAGCGAGGACUGCAAACUCCCCUGCAAUCCCUGCUCCACGUCUGCUGCCUGUGUGCCUCCCGCCUGUGCUCCUCGCCCGAGCUGUGCCCCCUGCACCACUUAUGGGCCUGGCUCAGCCCGUGCAGCCAGCACUGGGAGCCGGUUCUGAAUGUCUGUGGACCAGCGGAGGCGGCUAAAGCAAGGGGAUACACACAUGGCAAUGCUCAUUAGACAUUUCGGAAAUCUGGCUUGUAACUAUCACUGACUUUCCGCAUGCAUAGGCCUGUCCAAACCUACCAGGAAAAGUGGGAUCUCGAUGGGGAGCCUUCCCUCUCAGCUCCCGAUUUUCCCAGAUGGGAUCCACACCUCCCUGGCUGGGUCCUGAUGACCAGUGGUCGCUCAGAGUAUCCACCUGGAGACACUCAGGGAUGGGAUCCGAUGGAAGAAUCAUUCGGGGUGAGUCUAGGGCAGUGACAGUGAACCUUUUGAGCUCGGUGUGUCAGCAUUUUGAAAAACCCUCACUUAACUCUGGUGCCAUGUCACAUAUAGAAAUUUUUUGAUAUUUGCAACCAUAGUAAAACAAAGAUUUAUAUUUUUGAUAUUUAUUUUAUAUCUUUAAAUGCCAUUUAACAAAGAAAAAUCAACCAAAAAAAUGAGUUCGCGUGUCACCUCUGACACGCGUGUCAUAGGUUCGCCAUCACUGGUCUAGGGCAUGACUUGAAGUUGUGUUUCAAGGACACCGAUGUUAACUUGAAAAAUUUACCCACUAAACUUACUUUGUUUGUGACCAGGGAAGUGAGGAACAAACGUCACUGUUUAGGAUUCCCCCAAAUUGGCUGUUUCUAACAUCUCCAGGCCCGGAAAAUGAUCCCAGAGGGAAAUAUGGGACUAGAAACUGUAUAUUUGAUCACUUCCUCUCCCACUUCCUCCUCCCUGCGAAGGAAGCUGGUUCCACUUCCUCCCUAGGUCAGGGGGGAACCUCCUUGCAACAAAUCUGAGUUCUCUCCACUCAGGAUCCCUGUCUUUGACAAAGGGCCAGGCUCGCCUCUUGCUAUGUCAAGGGACCUUUCACAUUAAGAAAUCUCUCUUCUCUAUAAAUACUGCCUCUCACGACUAUUGUCUGGCUUGACUCCCCUCUUCAUCUAAUUUUACAGUAAAAUUUCAACAGUGACUUAAUUUUUUCUAGCAUGUCCCCCUGAGGUAUUAAAACCUACCGAUUCAACAGGAGAGGACUGCUGGCCACAAGGGUUUCGGGGUAAUGGAAAAAUAGAUCAUGACAGUAUCUUCAACACAUUUAUGUUUGCUUACUUCCUAUGCUUCCGCUCUUGUCUCCCACUCUUCCCCGUCCUCACCACAAUCCAGCCACGGCGGCCUUUCUGUGCGGGACAUGCUAGGAGACCUGUCCCUGCUCUUCCUCCUCCCUGGAAUGCUGUCCCCCUCUUCCUGGUUAUUCAGGUCUCCCUCUGAAAGAUCCUGCUUGAUCAUCAGUCUUCGGUACUCACCUCCUCACUGUCUGUCCUGUUUAUUUUCAUCUGAGUAUCUCUCAACAGCUCAAUUUGCUUACUUGCCUAUUAUUUUCUCAUUAAAAUGCUUCCUUGAGAUUAGAAUUUGUCUACUGCUGCUUCCCCACGGCCUAGGCCACCACCCGGCACAGAGCAGAUGCUCAAUAAACA